Messenger RNA from Aethina tumida (small hive beetle), 1254 nucleotides. RefSeq lists its product as uncharacterized. NCBI's taxonomy places the organism in Eukaryota, Metazoa, Arthropoda, Insecta, Coleoptera, Nitidulidae. The record is from RefSeq and is a predicted model, not a curated record. The transcript has 2 exons. Gene Ontology annotation, cellular component: membrane; neuron projection. The coding region runs from base 274 to 1185 and encodes 303 amino acids. Gene Ontology annotation, molecular function: peptide binding; G protein-coupled receptor activity.
CAUGGUACUCGAAUCCUCCGAAGCGCCAACAAACGAUGAGUACCAAGAGUCCACUGCUUGGUACUGGAUAUUGUGUUUGAAUUUUUACUUUCUCCUCUCCUUAGUCUGUGUGGCCGCUGACUUCGUGGUCAUCACCGCCUUAGUCAGAUACAGAAGGCUUCGAAACAAAAAAUCCAACAUUGUCAUCCUCCAUUGGACCAUUUGUGACGCUACAUUCCAGGCAUUACACCCCGUGAUCUAUCGACUAUCAAUGAAAAGCUCCAUUCAACACUGAUGGCUACAGUACCUGGAACAUCCGAAGCGCCAACAACUGAUGAGUACCAAGAGCCCAUCAAUUGGUACUGGACGUUAAGUUUGGAUCUUUAUUUUCUCCUCUCCUUGAUCUGUUUGGCUGCUGAUUUCGUCAUCAUCAUCGCCAUAGCCAAAUAUAGAAGGCUGCGUAACAGAAAAUCCAACAUUAUCAUCCUCCACUGGACCAUUUGUGACGCAACAUUCCAGGCACUACAUCCCGUGAUCUUCCGAUUGUCCAUUAAAGGCACCUUCCAAUACUGGUACCACGAAAUUGUUUGCGUCAUCGAAGAGUUAUGCUACACGUUGUUGCUAGUGGAAGUACUAUUCGUUGUUUUGCUUACGUUUUACUGGUACUACGACAUUCACGAUCCGACUAUGCUUGUUAAAAUCAACAACCACAUGACUUUUUUGAUCAUAUUCGUGUAUUGUAUCGGGAUGUUUUCUAUGGGCUUUCACGUUUGGUCUUGUGUUACACAUUUUCACAUGGGAUCUAUUAGUUUCCUAAUUUCAAUUCUAGGAUUUCUGGUAUACUUUUUGUUUAUGCUUAUUAUAAAUAUUAUCAGUGUAAUAAGACGGAAAUUGAAUAGAAGCACUUCAAGGCCGUUUGGUAACAUUAACUAUGUUUUGAGCAAUUUUUUCUUUCUCUGCAAAUUUUCUGUAUUGGUUGUAACUCUCGUUUCUUCCUUAUUCCGAUUCCAUACUAUUGGCAUUAUGGUUACUUUUUUCUUCGCAGUUUCCAACUCGAUAUUUAAUUUAAUCAUUCUGUAUAAACGUGAUGAGGAUUAUAAAGUUUUUCUUAAAAAUAUUUUUACUUUGAAAUGUGACAGAUACAAUGACGAAUUUGUUGAUGAACCCAUAAGAUUUUCAAAUGGGGAUGUUGAGUCUCGCAGUUAAUAUAUGUUAAUUGUGUUUUAUUUUUUAUAUAUUUUAUGCAUUGUUUAAUAAAUAUUUUGUUUGCUUUUA